UCUAUGGCUACACGUGGUCUCCGUUGGCAAUUGCACAUAACUACGGCUCACAACCAAACCUCGUAGGCAAAACAUUUACGGUGAAUAUGGCGACUGAGACGUGAAUUGUGAAAGUAAUAUAAUUGACACUUUUGUGUUAAUUUAUGUUGGUGUACUUACAAAAAAAAAAAUAAGCAUUCCUGUGCAAGCUAAUUUGGUUGGUAACACUGGUGUCUCUCACAAGAGUUGCUAGAAUAUGGACUCGGAAUGGCUCUCACGAUUGACUAUUUCUGGCCAUGUGACACAUCGAACCACACCUUCAACCACGAGAAGAGCUCGUUUUUAAUAUCGGCAGCCGUUCUGCCCUGGACACACGAAGCUGUACAAAGUCCACCUGCUCCGAGAAGCCUAACGUCGCCUACACAAAAGAACCAAGUUAGUAUAGGACGUAAUAGUGGCUCGGCCAACUUUUGUGCAUACGACAGCAGGAUGGCUCAUCCUAAGGUGUCGUUACCUAAUAGUGUGAGCUCCUUAAAGGUUCAAACCCGUAUACUUGUCAUCGGAGCAGGGGUAUCCGGGCUUUCAGCGGCCGCUGAACUCAACCGCAAAGGCUACGGGAAUGUAAAGGUAUAUGAGGCCAGAUCCAGACUGGGAGGUCGGAUUCAUACAUUUACGCCGGAUCUAGAGACAAAAAGUUCACUGGAGGGGCGUCCUAUAAUCGAGUUGGGAGCGCAAUGGAUUCACGGUCAAGAGGGCAAUUCCGUAUUCGAAACCUGCUGUGCAGAGAAGGCGAAAAUCGGAGGCACACUUGAUCUGCUGGAUUUAGAUGCUCCGAUUUUUUUCGAAAACUUUCAUUACUGGCACCAGCUUGAUAAGGAUCAAAAUGAGUUCAUGGCGAAGCUCGUACAGACGUUCGAAGACUUGCGUGACGAAUGCGAAUCUCUAUCAAAUGAUUACGCAGGCGGUCGAAGUGAAAAAGAGGUUUCUCGGUCCCUUCUUGCGUUCCUUGAGGCCCGCUUUGGAAAUCUUCUGGAACGGGAGACUGACCCUGACAAACGAAAGACACUGGUAUGGUUUUUUAACUGGGCGAUCCGGCUGGAAAACGAGAUUAAUGGACAUGAAGCAAACGAGAUAUCUGCGAAUUAUUUCGGGCAAUUUUACGAAUGCAAAGGAAACAUUACAACGGAAUUAGGCCCACGGGGUUACAAAGCAUUCAUUGAUCUAAUGCUAAGAUAUAUACCAGCGGAAACAAUUUUUACCGAAACGGAAGUGACACAUAUUGAUUUCUCCGUCCGUCCAAUCAAGGUAACAUCAACAAAGGGGAUCGAGGAGUUCGACUAUGUCAUAUGUAGCCUCCCACUUGGAGUGCUCAAGGAGCGACAGUCACUUUUGUUUACGCCCGAACUUCCCAAAUGUAAAUCGAUGACAAUCAGUGCACUUGGGUUUGGAACGUGCAAUAAAAUCUACCUCGAAUUUAGGGAAAAGGACGUGUUUUGGACGGCCGGCGAUGUUUUUCAGGUUCUAUGGAAGGACGAUCAUCUAUUGCCCGGUGAAGCUGUUGGACGACGCAAAGAGUGGUAUCGUUCGGUGAGUCGACUAAAUGCAGUCCGUCAUAACAAACGCUUAUUGGUAGCGUGGAUUGCCGGAUCAGGUGCGCGCGAGAUGGAGGCGUUAUCUGAAAAUGAAGUAAUGACGGAGUGCUGGAAGAUCCUCAAAAUGGUCACCGAUCGAGAAGAUCUACCGAUUCCUCAACGAAUAAUUAGAUCCACAUGGUUCUCGGACCCGUUUUCACGAGGGUCGUACUCAUUUAUUUCGACUGCGUGUGAUCAACGUCUAAUUGUUAAAGACUGUUGGUAUCCACAUGAUGCGUAUUGUUCACUUCUGCCGGCAACUCUGGCUGAACCUGUUUUUGUUGACGAUGCCCCGGUGCUAUGUUUCGCUGGAGAAGCCACAUCCGAUCACUUCUACUCCACCGUACACGGAGCCUAUGACUCAGGAUUACGAGAGGCAACCAGGAUAGACAAUUAUAUCAAAGCUAAAGGUGCAGCAAUUCACACUAGCAUAGCGACUGGUGAUAUACAGGAUGAAGCGAAUCAGACCAAUACCGCUAAAAAUGAACGCGCUCAAAACGUAACCUUUGACGCAUUGGAAAAGAAAGAAAAAAUUGACAACAGUAUGACGUCGCAAUUGGCAGUAGAUAACAGUUUUGAGUCAUCGACUGAUGUGUCAGCCUGUUUAAACCUAAAGGGACACCAAAAAGACCCCAAUGAACAAAGGAUAAGCAAACUCACAGCGAAAGUCAACGUAGAUAACAAGGAAAGUGUGAGAAUUGCUGACGAAGAGCGAGAAGGAGUCGGAAGCGGAGCCGCUUUAACGAAGUACGUCGACUUCGGAAAUACUGACUCGGCUUAUUCCGAAACUGAUCACCAGUUAGAAAUGGUCGGUCUCUGCAGUGAUCCUAAUAAUGGAAACAGCAGAUUGAAGGCCGCAACUCAGGUACUCUCUGAACCUGGAGCGUUCUCAAUUUCCAGUCAUAAAGGUUCUCAGGCAGGUCCGUCCGGCGCAGGAACAUCUACGUCGUAUACAUCACUGCCUUUGAAUACAACGGCUCCGUAUAAUAUCAGGAGGGGCGAGCACUUUCGAGUUAUUAUCGUUGGCGCAGGGGCUGCUGGUUUGGGCGCAGCUUUACGGCUCACUGAUUCAACGAGGAAUACCGCACCGAACAGCGAGAAUUUGUUAAUUCUUGAAGCGCACUCGCGUCCGGGGGGGCGUAUUCUGACACAUUACGAAGCGGCCGAAAUAACAGGUGGUCCCCUCGAGUUAGGCGCGCAGUGGGUGCACGGCGAAGAAGACAAUGCAUUAUUCGAAUUUUGUCGGCGGCACAGUCUUCUUUCUGAUCCUCGUGCAGACUACUCCGUAGAGGGAAAAGGCGUGUUUUUGCUACCGGACGGUUCUGCAGUUCCUGAAGAGUUAAUUGAGAAUAAAAUUAUGGUGCUCAAUAGUGUGAAGAAUGAACUGGCUUUACUGAAGAACAGUACUAAAGAAAAACAUCAAGGUAAUUCCUUCGACUACAAAUCGGUCUUUGAAAUGUAUCGGCGUCGGUUCGAGGCACAUGUCAUGGAGACUUAUUACAACCAGUUUGGCAGUCACGGAACUCCGCAGUCGUUCUCAGCUGGUGAUCCGGAGCUCAUGUCAGCAAUAUUAGACUGGUACCGCAAGUUCGAAAUUGUAGAUAAUGCCUGCGAAGAUCCCGAACAGUUAGCUAUAAGGGGAUAUGGCGAUUAUGUAGAAUGUCCCGGCGUCUAUUAUAUCAACUUUAAUAACGGUUAUGAGUCAUUUGUUCGAACGAUCGUUAAGUCUCUUCCGGAAGGAUCGUUGCGUCUCAAUGCUCCCGUUUCAAAAGUAAUCUGGAAACGCAGACAUGAAAAUCAAGAGGUGGUCGUUGUGGAAACUUGCGACGGAAAAGUGUUCACCUGCGAUCAUUUAAUCAUGACACCAUCGGUACGGGUUCUAAAGCAGUUUCCCUUUCAGCCGUCUUUGCCCAAGUUCAAACACGAGGCACUUCGUUGUUUUGGCUUUGGCACAAUUGAUAAGAUAUUUUUGGUAUGGGAUGAUGGGCCUUUCUGGCCUGAAGACAGUCUCGGUUUUCAGUUCCUAUGGACCCGUUAUGAUGACGAUUUCUUCAAGGAACAUGGUGAAUAUCUUCGCGGCAUUUACGGUUUUGAAAAAGUAAACCGCCGUCCAAAUGUUCUACUUGGUUGGAUUGGCGGGGACCAUGCCGUUGAAAUGGAAAAGGUUGCCGACACUGAACUGCUUAGGGGAUGUUACCAUUUACUUAAAAGAUUUGCCAAUCGAGUAGUUCCUGGAGGUGUACGACCACCGUCGCGUGUCAUUCGUUCGGCGUGGGCGUCUGAUCCGUACGUUAAUGGCGCUUAUAGCCAUCGUCUGCUCCCGUUCGACCAAACCAACGAUCCUGUAGGGAAAUUACAACAGCCGCUAUAUUGCUCGACUAAUGAAGAUAACGAUUCUGCCACAACUGAUCUAGAAGACAUCGCUGUCGGCCAUGAAGAACAUCGACAACAGGAUAGGAAGGAUCUUCAUCCGUUGGUAUUAUUCGCUGGAGAAGCAACAGACCCAGUAUAUUUCUCUACGGUCCAUGGGGCCCUCCGUUCCGGCCAGCGGGAGGCACAAAGGCUCAUCGACUACUGGAAUUGCAAAACCUCACGAGAGUUCACGUAACGAAACCUCGGACGACACAGGCCAUUGAAAACGUGCCAAAAUGCUCAACGAAGCAAUUAGACGCCAACGUGAAAUUUGUUCGACAGCUCCAGGCGAAAAAUAGAAAUAGAAACGCAUGGUUUUUUCGGAGAAGGAGAUGUUAGCUUAUUUUCAGUAAGAAGAAAAACGCAUAGGCUUCACUUGCCUUACUUCAAACUAAAAUUAUUUAAGCCUUUUUUCAAGGAUAGGCUUAUACGGUCUCAACAGAGCUAAGUAAAUGACCUGUGCCAUAUAAUGCCCCAAAAAGGAGUUACUUUGUUGGUGCUUAAGAAGCAUCUAUGCCGCAAAGGUCGUUAUUGUGUAUGGAACUAGUUACUAACAUGAGAUUAUGUUCAAACACAAACAGAAAUAUCCAUAGAUUUAUAACUUUGCAUUGUGAUAACGAUAAUACAUGUUACUAACGACCAGAGUCAUCACAGAAUUAAACUGAUUUGAUACUUUGUGCA
Varroa destructor (honeybee mite) is the source of this 4703-nucleotide messenger RNA. RefSeq lists its product as uncharacterized. The record is from RefSeq and is a predicted model, not a curated record. Gene Ontology annotation, molecular function: polyamine oxidase activity. NCBI's taxonomy places the organism in Eukaryota, Metazoa, Arthropoda, Arachnida, Mesostigmata, Varroidae.